CAACAAAACACUGUCGCUCCUUCGCGUUGCGGUUCGGCACGACGACGUGCCUCUCUGUUGUGUAUUUUACAAAUUGUAUCAAAAAAUGUCGAAAAUGGCAGGAAGAGGUCCCUCAAGCCGUGUUGUGGAAACAGACACGCCCAUCGCCUAUGUACAAAUGGAUGGAUUGGCGAUGAUGAAAAUCAUUAAACACUGUCAUGAAGAGAGUGCAGGAAAUUUGAAAAUGGCUCAAGGUGCUCUUCUUGGUCUGGUCGUGAAAAAUCGUCUUGAAAUCACAAACUGCUUCGCCUUCCCAAAGAAUGAUGAAUCAAUGGACGAAGAGGAGUAUCAGUUAAACAUGAUGAGGCGACUGCGACGAGUCAAUGUUGAUCAUUUCCAUGUGGGCUGGUAUCAGAGUUCGGAUGUGGGCAAUUUCCUCAGCUUGUCGCUUUUAGAAAGUCAGUUCCACUACCAGACCUCUAUCGAUGAGUCAGUAGUUGUUAUCUACGACACUGCUAAAACUGCCCGUGGGUUUUUGACAUGCAAGGCUUACCGUCUUACGCCACAAGCCAUUAACAUGUACAAAGAGGGGGAGUUUACACCAGAGGCUUUGCGUAACCUUAAAGUUGGUUUUGAAACCUUGUUUGUGGAAGUUCCUGUUGUUGUAAAGAACUCUCUGCUAACCAAUAUUAUGCUUACCGAAAUUGAUGAGAUGGUACCUGAAGAUGAAGGAACCAAAUUCCUUGAUUUGGGCACUGCAUCUGUAUUAGAGGGUCAAUUGAGAAGUAUGAUGGACAGGGUUGAUGAGCUGAACCAAGAAGCUAUCAAAUUCAACCGCUUCCAAGUCCAAGUCAUUAGGCAACAGCAAGACAAGCAUCGUUUCACCCUCAAGAGGGCUCAAGAAAAUGCAGCUCGUUCUGCCAAGGGUGAACCACCUCUUCCAGAGGAAGACCUAUCGAAACUGUUCAGGCCAAUUCCAGUGCCUCCUCGUCUCAACCCUAUGAUCAUUGCUGGACAGAUCAGCACUUACAGCCAGCAUAUCUCUCAAUUCUGCUCUCAAUCACUCGCCAAGUUAUAUAUCACCCAAUCUCUACAGCAAGCCAAAGAGAGCGCUAACAACUAGGCAAACUGUUAUACUUGUCAUGCGUGUGAUACACAUUCACCCUAUGGACCUUUAUCUUGAAUGAAUCCAGAAGGAUUCUUAAUUUCAGUUCAAUGAAAUUGUCCUGAAGAACUUCUGCCACCAUCCUGUUAAAUUUGGUCUCAUGGAAUUCGCAUUUUCAUACUUUUGCUUGGUUUCUUUUUCUAUCUAAAUACAAAGCAAAUGGUGUUUUAAUAACUGCCUUGUAUGUAUCAAAUUUAAAUUUGUUUCUCAGAAUUGUGUCAUUUUGUAUUUUUGUGGAUUAUGAUGCCAAGUACAUGUAUUUUACUCGGCACCAUCAUACUUUUUUACAAGCUAUCGAAUUGUGCUGCUGUUAAAAUUUUGUAUCAGCUACUGUAUCAGUAAAUGAGGAAAGAAAAACAUCUUA
Messenger RNA from Frankliniella occidentalis (western flower thrips), 1508 nucleotides. RefSeq names its product eukaryotic translation initiation factor 3 subunit H (gene eIF3h). The transcript is spliced from 6 exons. The coding region runs from base 86 to 1102 and encodes 338 amino acids. Lineage: Eukaryota; Metazoa; Arthropoda; Insecta; Thysanoptera; Thripidae. Gene Ontology annotation, cellular component: eukaryotic translation initiation factor 3 complex; cytoplasm; cytosol. Gene Ontology annotation, molecular function: translation initiation factor activity; metallopeptidase activity; protein binding. The record is from RefSeq and is a predicted model, not a curated record.